CAAUACUCAUAUUUCACAAAGAGGAACCUUUAUUUCCCUAUAUUUCUGCUACUAAUAAUAUUCACAUCAUUUGAUGGAGAUUUUUUUUUUUUCGGUAUAAGCCGUGUUCAAAUACCUAAUCAGAACCUGAACUACACAAUUAAUUCAUAAAUAAAUAAAAAAUGGAUAUCAUUAUGCAAAAUAUUGAAAACUUAAAAUAUUGUCAGCCCUCAACGUCUAAAAGAUGUGAAUGCUUAAACCAACAUAAUCUUCUGAGCACCAUAUAGAUAGAGAGAAAGAAGGAGAUGCCCAGGAUCAAAAAUCAAAAUCAACCAACUCCCAACAAUCUCAAUUUUCAAAUUUCUGCAUUUUUCAGAAUUUUUUUUUGUCAGAAAUGAAGAAACUGAAGAAAUACUAUCUGCAUCUGAAGCACCCACAUGCAAUGGAGAGAAAAUGGAUAUUCCCACUCGCAAUCGGCUCCGUUUUCGCACUCUUUAUCGUCUUCCUCACCAGCUUAACCUCCCCUGACGGCACGCCGCUCGUCCCCCUCCUCCGCUACUACUCACGUUCGGCGGCCGCCGCCGCCGUCUUCGUCGAGUCGAAGCUCCGGCCCAUACCUGUCUCUGCCCUCCCCCGUCCGCCUCGCUUCGCCUACUCAAUCUCCGGGUCCUCCGGGGACGGUACCAUGCUCCGCCGCACGCUUGAGGCCGUCUACCAUCCCAGAAACCGCUACGUCGUACACCUCGAUGCGGAUUCCUCCGCCGAUGAGCGCCUCGAUCUGUAUAAUUACGUAAAUACCCACCCCGUUUUUCUCAGAUUCAGAAAUGUGCGGAUGAUCUCCAAGGCCAAUUUGGUCACCUACCGGGGGCCGACGAUGGUGGCGAACACGCUGCACGCUGCGGCGAUUUUGCUGAAGGAAUUUGGGGAUUGGGAUUGGUUUAUUAAUCUCAGUGCAUCUGAUUAUCCACUGGUUACUCAAGAUGAUCUAUUGCACGCAUUUUCAGACUUGCCAAGGGAUCUGAAUUUCAUUGACCAUACUAGUAACAUUGGCUGGAAAGAGUUCCAGAGGGCAAAACCAGUUAUUGUUGACCCAGGGUUGUACAUGACACAAAAAGCUGAUGUUUUUUGGAUUACACAGCGAAGAAGUGUGCCGACUGCAUUUAAACUUUUUACAGGAUCUGCAUGGAUGGCGCUCUCUCGGCCUUUCAUUGACUACUGCAUAAGGGGGUGGGACAGCCUACCACGUACAGUUCUCAUGUACUAUGCCAACUUCCUAUCUUCCCCGGAAGGCUAUUUCCACACCGUAAUUUGUAAUUCCAGGGACUUUCUCAACACAACCGUCAACAGUGACCUUCACUUCAUAUCGUGGGACAACCCUCCAAAGCAGCACCCUCACUAUCUUACCCUCAACGAUAUGAAGAGGAUGGUCAAAAGCAACCAACCCUUUGCGAGGAAAUUUCACCGUCAUGAUUUGGUGCUCGACCGAAUAGAUAGAGAAUUAUUGUCCCGUGGGCCAGGGAAGCUUGUGCCGGGAGGUUGGUGUUUGGGUGUUCGGGAAAAUGGGUCUAAUCCAUGUUCACUUGUGGGGAAUAAUACGGUUAUUCUUAGACCUACGGAAGGGGCAGAGAGCUAUGAGUUGGAGGUGGGCUGGGGGUCAAGUUACAGACUUGCAGUACAUGUACAGCAGCAUAAUGUGACAAGAGUUGUUGCAAGAAGCGGAGAAUUUGGUGUCGGCCGAUCAGUUGUUAGUGUGUUUGACGGAUUGGAGCUCUGGAUCCCGUGUGGACCUUGCAACAGUAACAUAAAGGAUUGGUGGGCAGGGCAA
Molecule: messenger RNA, 1804 nt
Organism: Striga asiatica
Lineage: Eukaryota; Viridiplantae; Streptophyta; Magnoliopsida; Lamiales; Orobanchaceae
Source: the annotation of a GenBank genome assembly